Messenger RNA from Paramecium sonneborni, 1087 nucleotides. The record is from the annotation of a GenBank genome assembly. NCBI's taxonomy places the organism in Eukaryota, Ciliophora, Oligohymenophorea, Peniculida, Parameciidae.
AUGCGUUCAUAAUUUAUUCUAUAACGCACAGAUAAAUAAUGGGAAAAUAUUUUAAGAUAAAUUAUUUUAGAUGAAAAGUUUUUGUUGAUUAACUUUUAUGAAGAAAAAUUAAAGUUUUCUAAAAUAUUAUCAACUUUAUUUAAAGAAGAAGAAAAAAAUGAAGAUAUUUCGGAUUUUUUAAGAAACUCUUUCAUUUAACAAUAAACUUUGGAAACUUAUUUAUUUAAUUAAAUCAAGUUAUUUCAGACUAAUUAUAAUGAAAUUUUUAAUUAAAUUAUCUAAAUAAAAUAUGAAAAAUGUAUUUUUUUACUCAGAUAUUCAAUAUUUUCAGGUUCAAGACCAACAGUUUUAAUCUAAUUAGCUAAAAAUUAAUAUAAAAUGUAAAUUAAAAGUAAUAAUGUAAAUACAUUAUUUCAUCUUAAACUACAAAUUAAUUUAAUUCGAAUUAUUAAUGGUAAUUAAAAUUACAAUAAAGAUAAGUUUCGUAAAAUAGCAAACAAACUUGUUUAUUAAUACUUUUAAGCAAAGCUGCUUUCUAAAAAAUUUUCUUUCAAAACUUGCAAUAUAAAAAAGAUAAUAAAAGAUUUAAAAUUUUAUUUUUUUCCCAAUAUAGCUAAUAAGAUUAUUUUUUUUAAUUAAUAAAAAAUAAAUUAAAUUAUAACAUGGUAAGAUUUUUAGAAAAUAGUGUUCAAAUUAAUACAAUACCAUGUAUUUUAAAGCUUCUUUUAUUAAUAAUUAUCGAAAGCUCGAUUAAUAAAGUUAUUUUUAUAAAAGGCUUAACUAUUUAAAAUAAAAAGAAUUAUAUUGGAAUUCAUAGUAGAUUUAAUAUUUAAAUAUUUAAUAUUAGAUACCAAUAAUUUGAACAUUUUCUAUAAGCCAUUAUAAAAUCUAUAUCAAGUCACGAAAAAAGUAAAAUUAACUUAUUAUAUAGCGAUUGAAUUUGAGUUACAUCAAGAAUCUUUUUUACCCUAUUAUAAGCCAAUUUUUUAGGACAGCAAUAAAAUUUCAAAACAUUUUGAUAUCUGAUAGAUUUUCUGUUUAUUGUUAUUAAUUUUCUUAAUAUUCUAGUUCACAUUUUAGAAAAUGA